This is a messenger RNA of Lynx canadensis (Canada lynx), 1503 nucleotides long. It is a transcript of the gene RBFOX3, whose product is annotated as RNA binding fox-1 homolog 3. The record is from RefSeq and is a predicted model, not a curated record. Gene Ontology annotation, cellular component: cytoplasm; nucleus. NCBI's taxonomy places the organism in Eukaryota, Metazoa, Chordata, Mammalia, Carnivora, Felidae. Bases 385 to 1488 code for a protein of 367 amino acids. Gene Ontology annotation, biological process: nervous system development; regulation of alternative mRNA splicing, via spliceosome. Gene Ontology annotation, molecular function: mRNA binding. The transcript is spliced from 15 exons.
GGCCGCCGGGCCCCCGUCACCUGCCGCGGGGAGCGCUGAGCCCGUUGAGAAUCUGUCUCUGAGAACCUGAAACUUUUCCUGCCGAUACGCCGCCCGCCCGUAUUUCCCAGCAGCCUUCCACCCCAGAACGUUCCAGAAAGAAUCCCACAGGGAGGGGGUCACCUCCCUGCUGCAGCCAAACAGACCUCACCCACCACUACCAGCGUUAAGUCAGAACGGCCAGAGGAAGAUUCUGCCAGCAUUUCCCUUGAGCUGGUCUGCAGACCCCCUCGGCUGGGAACCUGUCCCAGGAGCUCUCCGUCGGCAAACAGAGAGCCCACAGUGCCUCGGGAAAAAUUGGCUGAAUAAAAGGGCAAUCAGGACGCCACGGCUCCGCCUGAAGCGAUGGCCCAGCCCUACCCCCCCGCCCAGUACCCCCCUCCGCCACAGAACGGCAUCCCCGCCGAGUACGCGCCACCCCCUCCGCACCCCACGCAGGAGUACUCGGGCCAGACCCCGGUCCCCCCGGAGCACGGCAUGACCCUGUACACACCAGCACAGACCCACCCCGAGCAGCCGGGCCCCGAGGCCAGCACGCAGCCCAUCGCUGGGGCCCAGACUGUGCCGCAGACAGACGAGGCGGCACAGACGGACAGCCAGCCGCUCCACUCCUCCGACCACACAGAGAAGCAGCAGCCCAAGCGGCUACACGUCUCCAACAUCCCCUUCCGGUUCAGGGACCCCGACCUGCGGCAAAUGUUCGGGCAAUUCGGAAAAAUUUUAGACGUGGAGAUCAUUUUUAACGAGCGGGGCUCCAAGGGUUUUGGGUUUGUAACUUUUGAAACUAGCUCAGAUGCUGACCGAGCCCGGGAGAAGCUGAAUGGGACGAUCGUAGAGGGACGGAAAAUUGAGGUCAAUAACGCCACAGCCCGCGUCAUGACCAACAAGAAGACUGCGAACCCCUACACUAACGGCUGGAAGCUAAACCCCGUGGUGGGCGCAGUCUAUGGGCCUGAAUUCUAUGCAGUGACGGGGUUCCCCUACCCCACCACGGGCACGGCCGUAGCCUACAGGGGCGCGCACCUACGGGGUCGGGGCCGGGCCGUGUAUAAUACGUUUCGGGCUGCGCCGCCCCCGCCCCCCAUCCCAACUUAUGGAGCGGCACUGGAGCAAACGCUUGUUAAAAUGCCAGUCCCAUGGGCAGGGCUGGCACCCUGCCCCCUCCCUCCUCAGCAGACGCCGGAGCCGGCCUGCCCACCACUCUCUUGUCCGUUUGCUUCCAGGGUCGUGUAUCAGGACGGCUUUUAUGGUGCUGAGAUUUAUGGGGGCUAUGCAGCCUACAGAUACGCUCAGCCUGCAGCAGCAGCCGCGGCCUAUAGCGACAGUUACGGCAGAGUCUAUGCGGCCACCGACCCCUACCACCACACCAUCGGCCCCCCAGCGACCUACAGCAUCGGAACCAUGGCUAGCCUCUGCCGAGGAGGGUACAGCCGCUUCACCCCCUACUAGCAAGAGGGCCCAGCC